This is a messenger RNA of Rhincodon typus (whale shark), 1164 nucleotides long. RefSeq names its product paired box protein Pax-6-like. NCBI's taxonomy places the organism in Eukaryota, Metazoa, Chordata, Chondrichthyes, Orectolobiformes, Rhincodontidae. The record is from RefSeq and is a predicted model, not a curated record. The coding region runs from base 86 to 1000 and encodes 304 amino acids. The transcript is spliced from 8 exons. Gene Ontology annotation, biological process: regulation of transcription by RNA polymerase II; anatomical structure development. Gene Ontology annotation, molecular function: RNA polymerase II cis-regulatory region sequence-specific DNA binding; DNA-binding transcription factor activity, RNA polymerase II-specific.
CUCCUUAUGGUUGUCUGCUGAGGUUUAUAUCACUGAGGCUGCUGCAUCGUCUAAUCUUCUGCUUGUAAAUAUUCUCACUGAUCUCAUGACUGAGGUACUGUCUGCAAGUGGAGCCUUGUGCACCCUGGCCACUGAAGAACAUCCAAUGGGAGCUGAUGGGAUGUACGACAAGUUACGGAUGUUGAAUGUCCAGACUGGGAGCUGGGGAGGGAGGCCAGGCUGGUACCAGGGAAGCUCGGUACCAGGGCAAGGGAGUACAGCAGAAGGGUGCCAGCAGUUGGAGGUCAGAGGUGAAAACGGCAGCGGGGUUAAUGUGAACGGAGAUGAUUCCGAUGAAUCCCAGAUCCGCCUGCAACUUAAGAGGAAGCUUCAACGGAACCGCACGUCGUUCACACAAGAUCAGAUUGAGGCUUUGGAAAAAGAAUUUGAACGUACACACUAUCCAGAUGUCUUUGCCAGAGAAAGACUAGCAGCUAAAAUUGACCUCCCUGAAGCUAGAAUACAGGUAUGGUUUUCAAAUCGACGUGCCAAGUGGAGGAGGGAAGAGAAACUCCGCAAUCAGAGGAGGCAGGCGUGUAGUGGUCCAAGUCAUGUCCCCAUCAACAGCAGCUUCUCACCUACACUUUAUCAGUCAAUUCCACAGCCUGCUACCUCAGGACCAAUGCUGGGCAGAAAUGAGACCUCUCUCGCAAACAGUUACAGUGGGCUUCCACCGAUGCCAGCUUUUGCCAUGGCAAAUAACCUUCCCUUGCAGCAAUCUGUACAGCCAGUUCCAGGUCAAACGUCAUCGUAUUCUUGCAUGAUUCCAGCCAGCCCAGCUGUCAGCGUGCGGAACUACGACACAUAUACUCCUCAACACAUGCAGCCUCACAUGAACUCGCAGCCCUUGGCUUCAACAGGGGCUUCCUCUACAGGACUUAUUUCCCCUGGAGUGUCAGUUCCAGUUCAGGUUCCUGGAGGUGAUCAGGACAUGGCCCAGUACUGGCCCAGGCUGCAGUAAGGAGGCAAGGAGGGACAUGGAACAGGAAAAGAAGUCCAUCACAUUCGAGAUGAAGCCACAUUCUGCUUAUGAUGUCUCAGAGGUGCCAGUGUAACAUAAAUCCACCCUAUUGAAUUAAGUAGGGCCCAGUGGGUAUAUAAGCGAUGACUGACAGCCUGUAAAAU